This is a messenger RNA of Ananas comosus (pineapple), 912 nucleotides long. RefSeq names its product aspartic proteinase nepenthesin-1-like. The record is from RefSeq and is a predicted model, not a curated record. The coding region runs from base 20 to 658 and encodes 212 amino acids. Gene Ontology annotation, cellular component: extracellular region. The transcript has a single exon. Lineage: Eukaryota; Viridiplantae; Streptophyta; Magnoliopsida; Poales; Bromeliaceae.
UUGAGACUCAAACUAGCUAAUGGCGCAAAUUGUGCUGCUUAAAGUGCACCUCAUACUGUUGUUUGCAACCCUUACCUCCUCUACUUUCACCGGCGUCCGACUCGAGCUCACGCACGUCGAUUCCGAUAAGGGCGGCCUCACCAAGUCGGAGCUCCUCCAGCGCGCGGCGGGCCAAGACCAACUCCGCCGUCGCAGCCUUGUAGAGAAGCUCUCGUCGACCGACAUCACCGCCCCGGUAACGUUCGCAAGCGUGUCGUACUACAUAACUCUCACGAUCGGCACCCCACCCCUUCCUACAACUUUGUUCGUCGAUACCGGCAGUGACCUCAUCUGGACCCAAUGCGUAUCGUGCACCGAGUGCGUCCCGCAGUCGACUCCGCUUUACGACCCCUCUAAGUCCUCAACCUUCGCGAAACUUUCAUGCAACGGCACUCUAUGUCGGGCCCUACCAAAUUUUUCGUGCUCUCCGGACUGCAAGUACUCAUACACUUACGGAGACGGCGGUUCGACACAAGGCUUCCUCGCCACCGAGACCUUCGGCUUCGGGCCUACUAACCCGGUGUCGCUCCCGAGCAUCGGUUUCGGGUGCGGCGUUGUGAACAUCGGCCCGGUGGAUAAUGCUUCGGGCAUCAUCGGGCUCAGCCGCGGUCCCCUAUGACUAUUAACUCAGUUGGGUUUGGAAAAGUUCUCGUACUGCUUCACUUCUUACGGUAAGUUUACGCCGACUCCGCUUCUCUUGGGAUCUUCUGCACACCUGACCGGUAGCGGAAUUCAGAACGUGACGUUCGUGAAGAACCCUAGUACCAUUCCUUUCUCCACCUUCUAUUACCUCCCUUUGCAAGGAAUAACCGUCGGCGGAACCCUCCUGUCAAUUCUUAAGACGGCAUUUCAACUGCAACCCGACGGGACCGG